GUGACGUUGAACGCAUCUCUCCAUUCCAUCCGGGAUAGUUUUCUGGGAUGCGGUUGACGGCUGCGGUAAUGGCUGACUGGAUGGAAGUACUGGAUUAAAUGGUUCUGAUGCUGGCGGGUCUGAUAUUGUACUUGUACAGUACUUGAAGGACAUAGACACAAGGCCAGUUUGUCUGAGAAUCCUCACGAUGUCUAAGACCAGAGAGUCGGUCAAGGUGGUGGUUCGCUGUCGACCCAUGAAUGAGAAGGAGCGAGCUGCUAACUUUGAGAGGGUGGUGCAGGUGGAUGUGAAGCUGGGCCAGGUGGCUGUACGAAACCCCCGGGGGGCUGCAGCCCACGAACACCCCAAGGUCUUUACAUUUGACUCUGUGUACGACUGGAACUCCAAACAGGUGGAUCUCUAUGAUGAAACCUUCAGGCCCCUGGUGGACUCUGUCUUACUUGGUUUCAAUGGGACCAUAUUUGCAUACGGCCAGACGGGUACAGGAAAGACCUACACUAUGGAGGGGGUGCGCAAUGACCCAGAGAGAAGGGGUGUAAUCCCCAAUUCCUUUGAGCACGUCUUCACACACAUCUCCCGCUCCCAGAACCAGCAGUACCUGGUGAGGGCCUCGUACCUGGAGAUCUACCAGGAGGAGAUCAGGGACCUGCUGUCCAAGGACCAGUCCGGCCGGCUGGAGCUGAAAGAGAGGCCAGACACCGGUGUAUAUGUCAAGGACCUCUCCUCCUUCGUCACUAAGAGUGUACGAGAAAUAGAGCACGUGAUGAACGUGGGGAACCAGAACCGCUCGGUGGGCUCCACCAAUAUGAACGAGCACAGCUCCCGAUCACAUGCCAUAUUUCUUAUUACCGUCGAGUGCAGCGAGCUGGGCGUCGACGGAGAGAACCACAUUCGAGUGGGCAAACUGAACCUGGUGGACCUGGCUGGCAGUGAGAGGCAGACCAAGACAGGAGCCCAAGGAGAGCGCCUGAAGGAAGCCACCAAGAUCAACCUGUCCCUGUCAGCCUUGGGGAAUGUCAUCUCUGCCCUGGUGGAUGGCAGGAGCACCCACAUCCCCUACCGUGACUCCAAGCUCACCCGCCUGCUACAGGACUCCCUGGGGGGCAAUGCCCGCACAGUCAUGGUGGCUAACAUCGGACCAGCAUCUUACAACGUGGAGGAGACACUGACCACAUUACGCUACUCAAACCGGGCCAAGAACAUUAAGAACAAGCCCCGUGUCAACGAGGACCCUAAAGAUGCUCUGCUCAGGGAGUUCCAGGAAGAGAUUGCUCGACUCAAAGAACAGUUAGAGAAACGCUCAGGGAAGAAGAAGAAGAGGAGGAGGAAGGGGGUUGGAGAAGCUGGGGAUGAACUCGAAGAGGACACUGAGGAUGGAGAGACGACGGAGGAGGAGGAGGAUGAUGGUGUAGAACCAGCUGAUAAAGUGGGUGCAGAUUAUUGGCGUGUACAGCAGGAGAAGUUGGAGAGGGAGAGGAAGGCCAUCAUGGAGGAUCACAGCCUGGUGGCGGAGGAGAAACAGAGGCUGCUAAAGGAGAAGGAGAGGAAGAUGGACGCCCUCAAAAAGGAGCAGGAGGCAGGCGAGAUGCUGACUGCCAAAGUCAAGGCGAUGGAGAGUAAGCUUCUGAUGGGCGGGAAGAACAUAGUGGACCACACCAACGAACAACAAAGGAUCCUGGAACAGAAGAGACAGGAAAUCGCUGAGCAGAAACGCAGAGAGAGAGAGAUGAAACAGCAGGUGGAGAAUCGUGACGAGGAGACCCUGGAAUUGAAGGAGACAUACAGCUCUCUACAACAGGAAGUAGACAUCAAGACCAAGAAGCUGAAAAAGCUGUUUGCGAAGCUGCAGGCAGUGAAAACAGAGAUCCAUGACGUCCAGGAGCUGCACAGUAAGGAGAGACAGGAGCUGGAGCAGACCCAGAACGAGUUGACCAGGGAGCUCAAACUCAAGCAUCUCAUCAUUGAGAACUUCAUCCCCAUGGAGGAGAAGAAUAAGAUUGUGAACAGGGCGUUCUUCGACGAGGAGGACGACCACUGGAAGAUGCGUCCCAUCACACGCAUAGAGGAUGACCAGCGGAUGAUGACCAGGCCAGUGUCAGCGGUGGGCUACAGAAGACCCCUGAGUCAGCACGCCCGUACCUCCAUGGUGAUGAAGGCUGACGUCAGAUACAAGGCUGAGAAUAUCCUGAUGCUGGAGAUGGACCUUCCCGCGCGGACCACUAAGGAGUACGAGGAGCCGGUCAUAGCUCCCAUGGUAGCAGCGGCGUUGGAGGAUGCUCUGCGUGAAGAAGAUGAGAUUCAGGUGGACGCCUCCGGGUUCCACAGCAGUCUCGGACCCACCCAGACCACCAGCACCGGGGCCGGAAGGAAACCAAAGUCUGGCCGACCUAAAACGGGUAAGAAGACUGUCACCCCCACCUCUCCAUACAGCCCCUCCAGCCCAGGACAUCCUUUAUACCCACAAUCCCGUGGGCUGGUGCCCAAGUGAUCACCCCACACCUUUCUGUUUUGGGACCCCGAAGACUGCUUUUUGUUUAGUUUUUCUGCUGAGUCUUGCAGACUGAUUUGCAGAGAAAGUGAAGGACACUCAGAUUCAAGCUCAUUUUAUUUUACCUGAGAACGUAGCUGUUUAUGUUUGCGUUUUAAAGAGAUUUGUUACAAUCUUACCAUCCCAAAUGGUUUCUGGACCAAUACUUUUCUGAGCUGUACGUUUCCUCCUGGGCCCCUCCCAGGUCUGCAGUAUGAUGGGAUGUGGACAUGGGGGGGGUUGACAUGAUGGGGCACAUGACAGCUGUUACAUGUCAUUGACAUGCUGUGUUUCUGUGCUGCAUGUCUGUUCAGAAGUGGUUGUGCUUCCUACUUUAGGUUUACAAUGGAAUGCUGUUAUCCAGGAGGUCUGUCUGAGCUUCGUCUGUUGCCCUAGAUAAGUGUCUGUACUGUCUGUACUGCAUGGUGCAAGUGUACAGGCCGGAGGGUGAAGCACACUACAACACGUUACUGUCGCGCGGUGGGGACCGGUUGCUGCUGGAAUCACUAGAUGCUGUUCUUUCUGGCGCACAUGAUGGAUGACGCGACGACAAGGAGAGGAUGACUAC
Messenger RNA from Oncorhynchus gorbuscha (pink salmon), 3095 nucleotides. RefSeq names its product kinesin family member 3B (gene kif3b). Gene Ontology annotation, molecular function: ATP binding; microtubule binding; microtubule motor activity. NCBI's taxonomy places the organism in Eukaryota, Metazoa, Chordata, Actinopteri, Salmoniformes, Salmonidae. The record is from RefSeq and is a predicted model, not a curated record. Gene Ontology annotation, biological process: microtubule-based movement. The coding region runs from base 188 to 2488 and encodes 766 amino acids. The transcript has 9 exons.